AUGGCCACUGGCUUCCCUGCCUGGAUCCACAACCUUUCAACUCCCUUGCCCCUGGACCAAGUCCCCCGUCAUAUCCGCUUAGUAGGAGUAUCAUUAAACAUCCCUUCGGGACAGGCCAACUGCUUUGAACCACAGCCAGCCUCGCCCCAGGCGGAAGCACAUGUCGGUUUUCAUUCUCAUGGCAAAGCAAUAAUUUCCCAGAACAUAGACGAAUACGCCCUCAUCAACCAUACCAUUGGGUUCCAUGGCCAGAAAGCAUUUAGCAAUAUGCAGAAGUCAUACAAGAGGGUGGCCAUACCAAGCCAAGCUGUGCACCAGAGCUUGAAGUGA
Molecule: messenger RNA, 330 nt
Organism: Penicillium hordei
Lineage: Eukaryota; Fungi; Ascomycota; Eurotiomycetes; Eurotiales; Aspergillaceae
Exons: 2
Coding region: 1-330 (109 amino acids)
Source: RefSeq, a predicted model, not a curated record